Messenger RNA from Salmo salar (Atlantic salmon), 5186 nucleotides. RefSeq names its product zinc finger and BTB domain-containing protein 38. Gene Ontology annotation, biological process: regulation of transcription by RNA polymerase II. The record is from RefSeq and is a predicted model, not a curated record. Lineage: Eukaryota; Metazoa; Chordata; Actinopteri; Salmoniformes; Salmonidae. Gene Ontology annotation, cellular component: nucleus. Gene Ontology annotation, molecular function: protein binding; DNA-binding transcription factor activity, RNA polymerase II-specific.
CAGCCGACCAGCCCGGAAGCCUCACUCGCUCUCUAUUUAUGUGUUUGGGCAGAGCUCACUCUCUUUCGUUUAUCCCUUGCAACACAUUCCCACCACCCCUCCUCCUCAUGUCCUCCUCAUCUCCUCUUUGUGGGUCAGUGAUGCAGCAGGAGUGACGCAGCAGUGUCAGCGCCUCAUCGGCCUCCAGACGUGCAGCGUCUCAGGAGUGGACUGGAGGGAGAAUCUGUGUGCCCAGGCUGGGCCCAGACACACACACACAGGCAGCCAGCCACCAGUAAACAGAGGAGAAGGCGGAAGGGAUGAAUCUCCAAGCAAUUAUUCAAGUGUGAAAGAAGAAUUCAUCCCAGAGAAUGGCAACAAUGAAUCAGCAGAUGACGGUGACGUCUCCCUGCACCCAGGGCUUGAUGGACAGCUCCCAUCCCCAGGCGCUCCUCAGCAGGCUCAACGAGCAGCGCUCCCAGGGCCUCUUCUGUGAUGUCACCAUCGUGGUGGAGGAUGUAAAGUUCCGGGCCCACCGGAACAUCCUGGCUGCCUGCAGCGGAUACUUCCGCAGCGCCUUCACCUCCACUGAGGUGUGGACUUCCAGCCAGGUGCUGGAGCUCAUGGACCUGAGGUCUGAGGUGUUCGCCAGCAUCCUCAACCUCCUCUACUGUUCCAAGGUGACAUCAUCACCUAGCACAGAGGACACUAGAUGCCUGAUGGCAGCUGGAAAAAGACUGGGGAUUCCCUUCUUAGAGAAACUAGUGGAACAAGACAGGCAGGACUCGGGUGGGCCACAGAUCCAGACCUCAACCAACCCUGUUAAGACCACAGGCCAUAGUAAGGCCCAAGGGCCCCGUAAAGCAAAGAAAGAGACCUCCAGGCCAGAGGAACCAGACAGUGCUAGAGGCCCGCGGAUCACCAAUGCUUUCUCUAUCACUGAGGUGGGUCCUGGGAACAACCUCUUCACCCCACUUGACCUGCACAGGGGGGAGAGGCCAUCACCUGACCUCGGACAGAUGCCAGCGGGCUGCCCUGCCCCCUGCCCCCUCGCAGUGGACAAUGAGCCCAUGCAGGCGCUGUCAGAGCACUCCUACGCAGUCAUUAGCCAGGUUCCCAGGGACCCUGAGCACAGGGAUGGCAACCAGGAAGACAACAAGCAGGGCACCAAGACCACACAGUCCCAACCAAGACAACUGGCCAGCAGGAACAGUGGCCCACUUAAAAAGCGCCACAGACUGCGAGCCGCCUUGAGUAAAAGCACACCUCCAACACCGGCUGUAGCACAUGAACCUGUGCAUCCUACUGGAAGCAGCCCGGCAUUAAUUAAGCCCACUGUACAACCUGAUGGAAUGUCACCCCCGUCAUUAUACCCGCAGACAGUGCAUACAAGCAGGGCCAAUGAGCUGCCUCUAGCCAUUGAUAAUGGCUACAGGGAGCUGGACCCACCUCCACUUUCACCCCACACAGAAGAUAGCAUAUCAAUCUACGGCUGUGAGCACUGUCCAGAGAUAUUCACCAAUAAAGCACUUCUCACCGUACACACAGAAAUGCACAAAAAAAGGUUUGUCAGUCAUUUGUUUUGCAAGUUUUGUCGCAGGAAGUUCAUGCAUUUGAAGCGGUUGCGGAACCACGAGACGGUGUGCCCGAAAGCACAGAGGGGCUCGCCUGACCACGAGCCCCAAGGCAAAGAGGCCGGGGCAGACCAUUAUUCAGACAGCAUGCCAAGCACGAACAAUACAGUAACUAAUGUCCAGUUAUCUCCUCCUGAACUUCCUGACCCUUUCCCUCCAACCAGCCUCCAAAUGAACCCCACAUCAAAAACACUGCAGGCUGUAGAUAGGUUAGUGAAACCUAGUGGAGGCCAGAGGGUCUAUAACUGCAGUGUGUGUAAACGGGCAUAUGUGACCGUCUCCAGUCUGAAGCGCCACGAGAAUGUGCACUCCUGGCAGAGGGCGUACCCCUGUCACUACUGCAAUAAAGUGUUUGCCCUUGCCGAGUAUCGCACCAAACACGAGAUCUGGCACACAGGUGAGCGCCGCUACCAGUGCAUCUUCUGCUUAGAGACCUUCAUGACCUACUACAUCCUAAAGAACCACCAGAAGGCCUUCCACGGAAUCGAUCCCAGAUUGUCUGUGAGUAAGAAGUCAGCAAAUGGUGGAUUUAAGGGCAGCGUAUACCCCAUCAAACUCUACAGGCUUCUGCCUAUGAAGUUUAGAAAGAGACGGUACAAGACUUACAGUCAGACCUAUUCAGAGGAGCUGGAGGGCAGUGAGCAGGCCCCACUGGGCUGCAGCUCUCCCAUCCCUCCAUUUGAUGAUGGUGAUGCUAUGAGUACCCAAGAUGCUGCUAUAUUCUCAAUGCCUGUGACAUUCAUGGCCACUCCAAAAGUGGUGGCAUCAGUAAUGCCACGCAUCAGUUUUGAUCAGCCCUGUGACCAAGAUGUAGACCAAGCUGCAGGCACAGGAAAACAGGCCUCUCACUCAGAGCAUAAUGGGCCUCCAUAUAGCUAUACAACCCCCUUGGCCAUAAUGCAGGCAGGUGUGGAGUCCCCUGAAAUGGACUAUGGAGAUGGUGCUGCAUUCCAAAGGUUUAAGAACCCAGAGGGCAACAGUCACAAUCUACCAAUCCUAAAAAUUAACCCACCCAGCUCUCUGAACAGGUUAUGUGAGCUCUCAGCUGCAGCCCAGAGAAUUGAAGCCAUGACCAGUCAGCUUUUUCUGCCAGGGGUUGAGAGCCUGGCACCUAGCAAGACUGCAGGGGGGGAAACUGAAACGUACAUUGCCAAGCCUGCAUGUCCAGGUCCCUCCGUGGAUGGUCACGUUCUACCUCUCUGCCAGAUCACAGUGAAAAUUGGCAACGAGGCAAUCAUUCGCCGAAGGAUCAAGGGCUCCAAGCUGUUCCCCAGGAAGAGGAAAAGAAGCAGCGGGAGCCAGGUAGAGGAAAGGUGUUGGGACCAGGGCCGGCCUACAGAGAGCAGCAUGGAGAGCUCCAGCCUCCGCUUCAGGACAGAGGUCACUUCUGUCAUAGAGCCAGAGCCAUGCGAUGACCUCACUGACCGUGACACAGCUGACAAGCUCUGGCGUCCCUAUUACUCUUACAAACCCAAGAAGAAGAGUAAGAAACUGAGAUCCAAACACAGAAAAGAGAGACGUCGUCUCCGCUAUUCCAUGACAUCCUCAGUAGUGCCCAGGGCCAGCAAAGACUACCUGGAUAAAGGAUGCAGAAGUGCUGAAGAGAGCGUCUCCAGCGAGGGCACAGAGCUGAAACAACGUCUCAGAAACACCAGCCCAAAGACGACAUACACCUGUGACAUCUGUGCAAGCACCUUCAUAACGGCAUCUGGUCUGAGAGCGCAUGUCAUUGGCUGUCACCCAACUUUCUGUCGGACCUGUGCAAAGCAGUGUCCCCCCGGCGAAGCCCCCAGUGCCAGCUUUGAGACCGCUGAGGACAGCAGGGAUUACAUAUGCAAGAGCUGUAUGGAAAAUGGCUCCUGCUUUGACAAUUGUGCCCGCAGCCCUAGCACAGAGAAACGGUAUCAUUGCUCCUUCUGCCCCCAGCGCUUCCUCUACCUCGCAACCAAGAAGAGCCAUGAAAAAAAACACCAGGAGACAGCAGGAAAGGGGUACAGCAGCGACAACUACCCCACAGUCCCAAAACGCCCAGCAACUUUGGACUUAGGCUUAAAUCUGAAAAAGCAUGUCAUCAAAACAGAGGAAGGAGAGGAUCAAUAUAGCAUCGACAAGGAGAGCAAAGUGCCAGCGGGAUUGCUAGGCAGGUUCUCAACAGAGAAGAUAGAGCCUAAGCACGAGGAAUGGGAGGACACAGGUGACUACAUGUCAGUGGCGCCCGAGAAAGAGAUUCCAUUUAGAAUUAAUAGUGAUGGACAUUAUCAGAAAACUCCAAUGUCACCCCCCUGCACAAACACAUUUUCUCCUAUCCCUUCAGAGAUGCUGUACAGAAAGCCUUCCCCUUCAGAGAUGCUGUACAGAAAGCCUUCCCCUUCAGAGAUGCAGUACAGAAAGCCUAAAAAUCACAUUGAACACAAACAGCAACAUCAGACAAGCCUCACUUCCAAAAGGCAGAACCAAGUAGACUAUAUCGGUAGAGAGACACCCAGCCAUAAGGCCCCUAUGACCACACCAGGAGCAGACAGUCAUUUUAGCUAUGGGCAGUCUUCUUCUACAUAUCUGAAAAGAGACUCUGUCACUAGGGCAACCACUCCCUCCUCGCCCAAGUCAGAGAAGCAUACAUACAGUGCAAAGAAGAGACCUCUUUACAAACAUAAUACUUAUCAUUCAGGAGGGAAAUACUUUUAAGUGACUAUAUGCCUAUGUAGUAAGUUGCAGACCUACAGUCAAAUACAUACAGUACCAGUCAAAAGUUUGGACACAACUACUCAUUCCAGGGUUUUUCUUUAUUUUUACUAUAUUUAUAGAAAACAGUAAAAAUAAAGAAAAACCCUGGAAUGAGUAGGUGCGUCCAAACUUUUGGCUGGUACUGUAUGUCAAUAGAUUUAAAAGCUGUGCUUGAUUUAGGUUAGUUUGAUUUAGGUUAGUUUGCCCGAAAUAAUGGACACAAUGGAAUUGACCCAAACAAUCAAGUUCACCUCAAGUACUUUGAAAAUAUUAUUUGACAUUGUGUUUUUGACCUGGGCCUGGAAAACAGAUAGAUCUGAAAUAAGUUGCCAAUGGAAAGCAGAUAUUGAAUAUGAGGACCUAACUGACAUCUAUGUAAAUUGAAUUUUCUUCACUUAUAACACAAUCAGUAGUUUCUCAUGUUAAAAAAAAAAAAAAGUGAUUUAUUUUUGUACUUUAUUUUGCUUAGAGACUAGUUCAUAAUUAUUGUGCUGUCCAUAUACUAUACCUAUGCUAAUUGUGCAUAGUUAUUUGCACUUUAUAAUAAUUUAUAUUUACACUGUAUAGGCUACCAUUCAUAAUAAUAGUCUGUCCACCUCUUUGGUAGUGUCAUUACCACUGACAGCACCACAUGCACCAUCAAAAUGAAUGAGUCCCCAUGUGUGUCUUUUAAAAUAAUAUACAUGAGUGUUACAAAGUUGACAAACUGCAGUUUGUUUGUCAGAGGGAAUAAAUAAUUAAUCAAUCAAACAGUAGAUAAUGACAGGAAGAAAACAUACAUGCUUGUUUUUAUAUUCCCGUGUCUUGGGUUAUUUAGACAAAUAAACAAACAAACAAACAAACCUGUCU